Molecule: messenger RNA, 7034 nt
Organism: Acanthochromis polyacanthus (spiny chromis)
Lineage: Eukaryota; Metazoa; Chordata; Actinopteri; Pomacentridae
Gene: ammecr1
Product: AMMECR nuclear protein 1
Exons: 6
Coding region: 1088-2092 (334 amino acids)
Source: RefSeq, a predicted model, not a curated record
CAGCGCUCGUUUCUUCUGAAUUGCACAUUUGAUACCCCCAGAAGCUACGCAUUAUGUGUAGCAAGUGGGCGCAACACAUUUUCUGAAUCCGGCUCCGGCGUGCCGACGACACCGAUGCCCACAGACCGAUCACAGGGCUUUCACCCGAACAGCACUGAACUGUAGCAGCUGAGAGACGGAUGCGGAGCGAGGGUUGCCAAACCCGGAGGAUUUCUCACGGCUCACGGACUAGAAUGAUCUUCUCUAUGUGUCCCCAUGAGCGGAUGACAGCCUCCAAACAAUCCUAUACUGAAAACUUUGAGCUCUCCGUUUGACGCGGGGGUGUUAUUGAGAUUUUUUUCUUCCCCAAACCAGGUCCAAGAGCAGACAUCAUGCAGGUGCAAACUGUGGGCUAACGAAAUGACUUGCUCGGCGCUGACGCGUUUCAUUGUGCCAUGCCAACCCCGCAUUGUCAGAUGCCAUUUUACUCUGCGUCUGGAAUUCCAACAUACUGGGCCUGUUGUGUAAUUAGAAGUUCGUGAGGCAGUAGCAAACAAGCUGGUGCAAUGAGAAGCUACGCGGUCCAAGACAUUGUGCGCAAUUUGUGCUGAAGCUUAUGGGUCCUGCAUACUCAAGCUCCCGGCUUCCACUUGGAGAGGUGUGCUGCGGGGCUACAGCGCACUGGCUGUCGGCUUCACAUCUGGACCGCUUGGGUACUGUCAUCUGCGGCCUGUUCGGACCGUGCACUCCCUGAACUUGUGUGCUAAAGGGGAACUGACUGACUGCCUCGGAUGGUGUCGUGUUAGGGAGAAGGGGUGCAUAUUUGGCUGACGUUAUAGGUGAUCCACUAGAACACCGCGGUCCAAAGCUGGACUGGCUGACUACUCAAGGAAAAACGCUUAUCCAGCUAUGGAUUUUGCGUAGCGAAGUCACGCAUUUUUAAAGGCAACGCUAGGGUGACAUUGCAGUCUUCUCACCACAUCGGUUAUUUCGUCGUCCGACAAAAAAUAAAAGAGUGAAAGUGGAGUAUUGUCCGUCGUACGUAUCAACGCAGUGGGAUUUCUACGUCUGGUCGGCGUUCCCCCCCACCCUUCCCGCGGUGACGGUUAUGGGUCGGAAGCGGUGUGUCGGUGCAGAUUGUUCCAAGAUGGCGGCCGGGUGCUGCGGGGUGAAGAAGCAGAAACUGUCGGGAUCGCCCGGGUCGGGGGGUCCCGGCGGGGUGGGGGCGGGAAGCGGGGUGGCAGGAACCGGACAUUGUGGCUCGGAGUUGGGGAUUGGCUCCUCCGCGACUGUUGCAGCGGCGGCGAACGUGAGCAGAGCCAACGGCCUGGGGGGACCCGGGGGUAACGUUAGCGGCAGCAGUAGUAGUAGUGGUAGCAGCGGCACAAACGCUCUGUCCCCAGCCCCGGCCGGUUACACUACAUCCGGCCUCUCUCCGAAUCUCAGCCCGGGACCUGGUUCGGGAAGUGGAGGCAGAAAAAUGGUCGUCUCAGCGGAGAUGUGCUGCUUCUGUUUUGACGUGCUUUAUUGCCAUCUGUACGGAUACCAACCUCCGAGAACACCCAGGUUUACAAAUGAUCCCUACCCGCUGUUUGUCACAUGGAAAAUAGGCAGAGACAAGCGGUUGAGGGGUUGUAUAGGUACAUUUUCUGCCAUGAAUCUGCACUCAGGACUCAGGGAGUACACCCUUACCAGUGCCCUUAAAGACAGCCGCUUCCCCCCUAUGACAAGGGAUGAGCUGCCUCGCCUCUUCUGCUCAGUGUCUCUUCUCACCAACUUUGAAGACGUCGGUGAUUACCUUGACUGGGAGGUGGGUGUUCACGGUAUUAGGAUAGAGUUUUUCAAUGAAAAAGGAUCAAAACGCACCGCCACCUACCUACCAGAGGUUGCAAAGGAGCAAGGUUGGGACCACAUUCAAACCAUAGAUUCCUUACUACGAAAGGGAGGUUACAAAGCUCCCAUCACAAACGACUUCAGGAAGACCAUUAAGUUAACCAGGUACCGUAGCGAGAAGAUGACGAUGGGUUAUGCAGAGUACAUCGCCCACCGCCAGCACCAUCACUACCAGAAUGGCAUUGGGCACCCUCUACCACCCUACAACCAUUAUUCCUGACAGCGAGCCGCAUGACCAAUCAUUGGACCUCUCCGCGGACCUUUUCCCAGGAGAGCCUGCCCCCUCCUGGUCUAGCUAUUUCUACUACUGUACCAUUUUAUGAUGAUAGUUUCCGUUGCCAUGCUGGCCGUCUCCCAGACGUUGACAUGGCAACGGGUGGCAACGAAGCAUCAUUUGAUUAUGGCAAGAAAUCCACACGUUUUUUUCUUUGCCUGUGGUUAAGUUUUUGCAGCAUAUGUAUACCUAUAUCUAUAACCCCCUUCAUAUUUUUGAAACGAAACAAAUAUUAGAUUUUAUUAAUCUUUUCAGCAAACCUAAUCAGGUGUUUGAUUCUGUGGAUGGAAGGAAGUCGCUUACGGUGGUAAUUAGUCUCGCGCUUCUAUUGUUUAGGCUUUGCUACAAUUUUACAUUUUACUAAAAAAAAAAAUCUUAGUUUUUUUCCUCAUUUUCUUUAUCUUACUAUCCGGACAUGUACUACCAUGUAGCAAGGCAACUGCAGUUCUCAAAGGCUGUGUCGUCUCUACUCUGAUUCCUCUCAAAAAACAAAAAACUAACAAAAAAAGACUGUUGAGGUUGUUUUAGCCUUGUAAACUCUUGUAGUGUUGUAGUUGGAACUAUGUAUUGGGAUAUGUAUACUCCAAAGUAUAGAUAGUAGGAUUGUGAUGCCCUUUGACCAGCCUUUGCUGGUGCCGUUUAUUGAUUGAGCUCACAAUCGUGUGUGUAUGUCUGUGUGUGGAUAUAGACAUUGGUCUGCCACAAAAUAAAAAUCAGUAGAGCCAAUUAGAAAUUGGAUUUUACCUAAAGAGUCCGUACAGAGAUUUGUUUGGAAACCUCUCCCUCUGAGUAUUCAUAGUGUUUUCUGGUGGAACCUGUAAACCUUGAACUGCAUUUGUUUGGCUCGAGCUUAAAGCUACGUUCCCUCUUUAUUUUUUCUUUUAACUUUUUCAAAUUUAAGGUAAUUGCGGAGGAAGCCAUUUUGUCUGAGGAUAAUCACGUCCGCGCAGGUGAUUUGUUAAUUAUCUUUGAAAAAUGGGCUCCAAGUGGGUCUGAGUUCCCCGCAUUGGAGAGGGGGAGCAGACGGAACUACAGGUCCCUAUAUUUAAAAAAAAAAAAAAACCUUAAGCUGUGCAUGAACAGUGCUUUCAUUUAAAUUAAAAGUCCGUUGGUUUCUGAGUUUACUGGCAGGGAGUCACUUGACAGGGACAUGCUAACUACUUAAAGCCAUAUUCUCUUAUCUUUAGUCCACACUUUGUGAGAGGAGUCUGUUGUUUGGCUUGAAGUGUUUGCAUUUGGUAGACAUAUUGGGUCUUCUUCAGCCUCUGAAUGCAAACGUACGUGGCCGGCUUCAGGCCAGGCUGCGUCACUGAAUACUCGUCUAACCCGGCGGUUUCAGUCAUUUGUCGGACGUCUUGUAUGUUGCCUGUGUAGUUGUGGAAACAUUGUCUUGCCUUUUCAGAUUAUAGCUAACCAUUGUCACUCGUCCACCAAGUAUGAUGUAUUAAAAAUGUCAUUUUGAAUGAAGACGCACCACUUGACGCACAAAAGCAGCGAUCUACGUAACAUGUUUGUGUCAUAUAGAAGUGCAUGUCAUGUUUAGAAACUGAAGCUGUCGCCGGAGCGCAGCGAGUUGAUUUAGUUGUUGAAACCGCACUACCACCGUUCUCCUCUAUCACUCUGCUCCUCAGUGAGAUCCCUUCGAUGUGUGUGUCCACGGCACAGGGAAUGUUUUGAUUUGUGGUCUGUUUUGUCAGCUGUUUGGCAAACGGUUGAAUUAGUCGGAACAGAAUCUCUGCAUGGGGGCCGAGCAGCCUGCAGUUGAGGUCUGCACAUAUAAAAAGCCAGGGCUUUGUAAGGACUUAAGAAGCCAUUUCCCAUCCAAAUAUUACUCGUCGUGAGUCACAUACACACACACACACACACACCAGGCUAGUUGGGUUUACUUUUCCAGAAUGUUUGAGCUGUCGAGGAUCACGGUGCGAUCCGCUCGUUUUGGUUUUUAGUUUGCUAACUGGAAUUUUUGAGAGGUUCUUGUUACUUGACCAACAUCUUUCUUCGUAACAGCCUUUACUAACUGACAGGUUAUUUUUUUCUUUAUGCAAAAUGUCAAGGGCUUUUGGCACUCCAUCCACAGUAACCCGAAAUGACCCAGAUUUCAGUUGUGUUGCCUUAAAUGAAUGAUUUAAUAAAUAAUGGACCAGUAGGUGAUGCUCUGAGUGUUCCUCUGAACCAUGGUUUGCUCUUCUCCAGCUUCAUGUUCACACCACAGUGUGGGAAAGAGCCUCUGCUGGUGGUUCCAUCAGUUUGAAUGCUCAUGCUAGUGUUUUCUGAGACAUACAGAGGAUCCUGUAUGACUCCUCCUAGCCCAGCUGGUUCCACACAUAGACUUCAUAAAGGCGUUCUCUUAAAACAAUUUUGGGGACUGUGGUGGUGUUCUCUUAAUGUUUAAACCAUGGGAAGACAGCUUUAUGCCUCCAGAAAAAUGUAUCCUUAUCUGCAAAGUACACUACAUAUAGAGGAGGAGCAGUCAGGCGUUCGUUUCCUGGUCCAUUUAAUACAGCACAACCUGAAUUUUUCUGCUGCAAAACCAAAUUGACCAUGCUCUUUUACAUAUAUGUCUUUGUAUACACAUGCAAUGUAUUUAGUUGCAUGUAUGUAUGAGUAUGAGACCUAUGGUUUUAUCCAUGAUAUGCUUGAUCUAUGGCUUAGACACUCUUAUUAACCAUUAAGAGAUUUAAAAGACAAAUAUGGUGCUAUCGGACCUCAUAUUGGGGUGGUCACAGCUCGUGACUGGUCAUGCGGACUCAUUGAUCAUAUCAUACUUAAAGAUGCUGCAUGUAAGAUUUUCUCUUCGGUGCGUUGCUGUGAAACGAGUCAUAACGGCACAUUUUAUUUCCGAAGGAUCACCAUUAGAAGCAGUAGCCCCAAGAGAAGAGCCUCCGUUCAGUCCAGUGUGGUUGAUUUUGGGAUCAAUUCCCUAUGGGAAAACCAGACAGAUAUUCAGACUCAUGUAACGAAGAAGGAAAAGUUCCAGCAGCAUCACGUCACCGGGGCUAUGGAAUGUACUGUUAAUGGUCGUUAUUACACUUCAGCAGUGAUGUGCUGAGAGAAAAUCCUACAUGUGUUACCUUUACUAUCCUUGAUAUAUGCAGAUCUGUUCAACAGGUGUUUUGUUUUUCCUACCAGUGCAAGUCAACACCCCUGCAGGUUUGAAAGGACAAGAAGUCACACGUUAACCUCCUUCCCCUCGAUUCCUCCCGACACUGUGGCCCAACCUCAUGGCCUAGCUUGUCAAGGUGUGAUGCGUGUUGCUCGGUAGAAGGCGGCAGUAGUAGUGGUCGUUGCCUCUCCUGGAAGAUUGGGUGCUGUGUUUACAGAGCACAUCCUUAGUUUUCCUUCUAGCUGCUGAAUCGUUUGACCUCCUCUGAAAGGGCAAGGUUUGAGUUGUUGACUAGAUGGUGUUGUCGAGGCCCUCGCCGCCUCUUUUAAACUAUGUCGAAGGAAAGCAUCUCCGGCAGCGGGAUGAAGAGUUAAAGCAGAGUAUAGUCCCGCUUCUGUACUGAUUAACUGUUUAAAGCAUUGAUACCUCAUAGGAUCUUAUGGAACGACAUUUGUAGUUUGUUGUAGCAGAUCGUGUUUUGGUUCCAUACCAGGGUUAGAGUUCAGCCUCAGCAUUCCUUCCGUGGUCAUUCUCAUAUUUCGUGGAAUGCUCAAGCUCAUGUUACCUUCGUAUGUUUGACUGAACCAAAGAUGCCAGCGGCCAUGCCCAAAUGCUGCUCUUCAGGCCUGGCUUCCUGUCCUUCCAAAAAACACCCCUGCAAUUGACAAGAUGUUCUUUAUGUCUUUUUAUUUGUGCGAUUUCUCAACUGUCUUGACUUAUGAAGCAACCCGAUUUUUUUUCAAUGAAUUUUCAUUGAGUCUAUCUCUGAAGCCGUACUUGGCAUCAAGGAUGGUAAAAAUGGUUGCAAAUUGUUGUGACUUGUUUUGUUUAUUAUUAUUAUUAUUAUUAUUAUUGCUAUAAUUUCAAAAAUGAAAAUCCCAUGGUGUGCCUCCUAGCUUUAUGGGUUUAUAAAUGUUUUUUCCCUAAAGACCAGCAGUUAUACUUUGUAUAAAAGAUGGAUUUUUCCUUAUUUUUUAUGCCAUUAAAGAUGAAAAAGCCUGUUUUCUUUACUCUGGACCCAGUAGCUGCACUGGUAUACAAUCGCACUGAUAGAAGAGUUAAAAAAAAAAAAGAAUAAGUGAAUCAAUAAUAAUAAUGAUAAUGACAAAUGAAAUAAGAACUACAAUACACUUGUGUUUGAAACUUUUAUUAUAAAAGCUAUUAAAAAAGAAAAUAAAAAAGAAAAUGACUGUUUUUGUACAUCAAAAUAAAUUCUUUUCAAAAGAAUAUUUUGGAUCUAGUUUCAAAAUUAUUUUAGUGGUUUUCUAUGUUCUGAAUUUUUGAGACACUGACUUCUAAGACGUGUCACUGUACAAAAUGACUUUUUUCUGUUGCAGUGGCCUGAUGGGCUGGGAGGGUUACCUGGUGUAACUCCUCAUACCAACUUUUAUUUCUUUUCCUUUGGAUCUUUUGUUUUUCUUCUGCUUUAGUAAUUUGAAAAAUGUUGAUGGAAUAAUAUGAAAUGGGAACUUCAAAUCCAUCCCCCUGUAGAGCUAGACCCUUCCUCCUUUCCUAUUGAAUUGCUGUUAGUGUGACGAGACUUGAAAUGGGCAUUUAUUAUGAUAGUAUGACUCCAAAAGAAAAAAAAUCACAAAAAAUAUACACACAAAAAAAACAAAAGGAAAAAAAAGCAAAAAAUUGCAAAACAAAAGUGCGGGGAGGGUUGAAAGAAUAUAUAUAGAUGGGUUAUCUGAGUAUGUAAGCAAUGGCUGUGAAGAUAAUGUAGUUUUAAACAUUGUUAUUACCUUUUAAAAUCAUUUAUUCAAUAAAAAAAUACAAAAUCAA